Molecule: messenger RNA, 1340 nt
Organism: Saccostrea cuccullata (small rock oyster)
Lineage: Eukaryota; Metazoa; Mollusca; Bivalvia; Ostreida; Ostreidae
Exons: 5
Coding region: 108-686 (192 amino acids)
Source: RefSeq, a predicted model, not a curated record
CUUGAGUAAAGAAGGGGAUAAAAGAAAAGUUGUGAAAAAUCUUGUCUUAGUAAGAAAGUUGGCUUUGUACGGUGUACCUAGAAUACCAUUAGCAAUACAGAAGAAGGAUGAAGGCCUGGAUUUUUGUAAUAUUUUCCCUCUUCGCUGGCUUUAUUUUUCAGGUUAAUGGAGACUAUGAAGUGUCUGUAAAGUUAUUGGAGUACAACAGAGACCCGGCCGAUUGCUGUGAUAGACCACUAUUCUUUGGGUGUGACGAGUGUGACGUUUAUUUCCAGAUCUGCUUGAAACCAUUACAACCAAUACAAUAUCAAAAGUGCUAUGGGAAAAAUGAAAACCAGCGAGUUACCGAAACAAAUAACUUUUUAUUCGCCGAUAAACUAAACUCCGCUGAUUCCUACUCCUGGAAAGACAUCAGAGGGCAGCCGUCGUUUGAUAUUUCUGUUCAUGCCUUUGACUUGGACAUCACGGGAUCUGAGGAUCUUGGGGUAACAACAUACGAGGAGUAUAGAGGUAACACAACUGACACAACUAAGAAAAUGACUGUCACAACAGCACCUGGGAGAAACAAUUUACGGAUAAAGUUAAUCCUGGAUGUUUCAAGUGGACAAGAAAGUGUGAAUACUCCAAUAGAGAAAUGGCUACAUUUAGUUUUUGCUGUGUCCGCUGCCUCGUUGUUUUGUCUUUAGACAGUAAAUACAUCUCCUGCAUGGGUUUGACAAAUACAAGGCUUUUUAUGAAUUUAUUUGAUUUUGAACCAUUCAGUUUUUUAAUGCUUAAUCAACUAUUUCUGUAUCAUAUGAUCUUGUCAAGUAUGAAGAUUUCUGUGCUUUUCCUUUUUAAUAAACGAUAGAAUACUCUACAACUAUACCUACAACGUGUAACACUAAACCAAAUCAAAACAAUACUUCAAACAGAAGUACGUCAAAACCUGGACGUACCCAUAACCUUAAGAGUAAAAUGGCUUAGGACAUAACUUGAAUAACUUGACAAAUUCUGAAGGAAAUUUGAAAUGAAGUUGUUUAGGAGUUGAACACAAACUUUUCACGAUAAAAACUCUAUCAGCAUGUCGAUCUGACUGACAGACAGGAGUAGUUCUAGACCUGAUAUCAACGUUGAAGACAGAUAAUAAGUUCAAACAAAAUAUUAAUAUUCUAGCAAAAAAAACACUUUUAUUUUAAAAAGAAGAGAGCAUAAGUACAACACUUGCAGUGAGUUUUCCGAAUAUUUUAAUAAAAAGUCAAAUUUCUGAGUUUUUGUUUAAUCAAACACAGAUUUAUGGUUUACUUUCUCUGUAUUUUUAGUACUGUUUUUCACAUCACGUUUUAGGACAAUUUUCUUCA